AUAUACAAUAUGCCGAAGGGGCCAAACUUCCCGGGUGGCUUCCGCUUACCCCGCUUUAAAUUGCCAAUUAACACCGUCACACAAAUCCUGGUUAGCCCACCCGGGCAAAAAGAAUUGAAGAAAUUGACGAAGAGGGCAUCUAAGUGCGUGCGGUCGAUGUACUACGCAAUGAACGGGAAUAUUGUGGCCAUCAUAACAGUCGUAGUCGUGGUCAUGCUGAGCUUCCUCCUCCCCGAUCUCACGCAGAAACUCCACGCCAACCCUCACGAGCUCAAAUCCAUGAGAAAAGUCUUGGACAAAAUGUCUAACGAAGUGAAACGCGCAGAAGCAGCAUGUCUGACGGUUGCAGAUGAGAUCUGUAACCUACAAUGCAACAUGCAUGAUGACACCACGGAAACUUCAAAGCAAAGAGUGCAAGACCUGUCAGUCUGCACCAGCCAUUGCAUGCGAACUACACAGUCGGAGCCGGCCCACGUUGACAAAAAAAUGGGUUUCUUUCGGCGUAUUUUCUUCCCCAAUAGAAACGCAUCUCACAAGGAAAUCACGCUUAUGUCGUACCUGUACACAGACUCAUUCGACGGAAAAGCAAGUGAGCAGCCGCAAAUAAGCCCCAACUUGUGA
Helicoverpa zea (corn earworm) is the source of this 621-nucleotide messenger RNA. RefSeq lists its product as uncharacterized. The transcript has 5 exons. The coding region runs from base 10 to 621 and encodes 203 amino acids. The record is from RefSeq and is a predicted model, not a curated record. Lineage: Eukaryota; Metazoa; Arthropoda; Insecta; Lepidoptera; Noctuidae.